Maudiozyma barnettii is the source of this 495-nucleotide messenger RNA. RefSeq names its product Rcf1p (gene RCF1). The transcript has a single exon. NCBI's taxonomy places the organism in Eukaryota, Fungi, Ascomycota, Saccharomycetes, Saccharomycetales, Saccharomycetaceae. The coding region runs from base 1 to 495 and encodes 164 amino acids. Gene Ontology annotation, biological process: mitochondrial respirasome assembly. The record is from RefSeq and is a predicted model, not a curated record. Gene Ontology annotation, cellular component: mitochondrion.
AUGACAAGCAUACCAUCGAGUUUUGAUAUGGGUCCAAAGGAUGCAGACGAUUUAGACGAAAUGUCUUUUGGUCAAAGAGUUGUUUUCCAUUGUAAACAACAACCGUUAGUUCCAAUUGGAUGUUUAUUGACUACUGGUGCGGUAGUUAUGGCUGCCCAUAGCAUUAGAACUGGUAAUAGUAGGAAAGCUCAGAAUUUCUUCCGUUGGCGUAUUGCUUUCCAAGGUGCUACGUUAGUUGCACUUGUGGCAGGUUCGUUCUUAUAUGAUAACCAUAGAAAGGAUGUAAAAUCCAAGGAAGAAUUGAUGAGAGAAAAGGCUAAGAUGAGAGAAAAGUUAUGGAUCCAAGAAUUAGAGAGAAGAGAUGAAGAAGCUAAGUCUAGAAGAAAGAGAGCCGAAUUGGCUAGACAAAAGACUAAAGAAAACGGAGAGAUUAUUAAGAAAUUAGAAGAGGAACUAAAGGAACUGGAGUCCAAAGUUACCCCAAAAUCUAAAUAA